CACAUUUGUAUUUUAUCAUAACAAUUUGUGUCACUUGACUUUCACCCCAAGUACACAUUUUGAGGAACUCCCUGUCUCCUCUUUUGGCAGGGACAGAACCCAGAAAUAAUCGCAACUCGAGAGUCUCAAAGCCAUGAAUAGGAACACAUCAAAACUUGUGAAGAUCUUACUGGCUCUCUUCGCUCUGAAUUCUCUUUCUUUAUAUCUUUACUUCUCUCACUCUCAUUCUCAUAAUCACCACUCCCACGACAACCUCCGUUUUAAUGAGAGGUCAAACCUCCGUCUACCCCACCAUUUCUCGAAAGCCUGGCCGAUUCUCCCCUCUUACUUACCGUGGUCUCAGAACCCCAAAGUCCGUUUCCGCUCUUGCGAGGCCUAUUUCGGAAAUGGGUUCACAACCCGUGUUGAUGUUCUCCCUGCUCCGACCGCGGGGAACGGCGGAGGUGGGGGAGCUGGAGGAGGUGGGUGGUUUCGUUGCUUUUACAGUGAGACCCUGAGGAGUUCUAUUUGUGAAGGGAAAUUGAAGAUGAACCAUGAGAAGAUUGCGAUGUCAAAGGGAGGUGAAAGGAUAGAGGAUGUGAUUGGUCGAAGAGAUGAAGAGGAAUUGCCGCAGUAUCAAAACGGUGCGUUUCAGAUUGAGGGAGAUGGGGUUAGGGGUUUUCGAGGGAAGAGAUUAGGGAAAAGGCUCGUAAAUGAUGAUUUUCUUAAUAGAUAUGUGCCGCGCGGCGGGAUUGAUAUGCAUACAAUGAGAGGGUUGAUUGGGUCGAUUGAGGUUGUGGAUUCAAAGGUUUUUGAUGAGUGUGAGCAGUGGGUUGAGGAGCCGGCACUUCUUGUGACCAGGUUUGAGUAUGCAAAUGUUUUUCACACGUUUACAGAUUGGUACAGUGCAUAUGUGUCUUCAAGAGUUACAGGCUUGCCAAAUCGACCUCAUGUGGUUUUUGUUGAUGGACAUUCUCAGACGCAGUUGGAAGAGACAUGGCGAGCACUGUUUUCAAGCAUUAGAUAUGCUAAAAACUUUAGUGGAGCAGUUUGUUUUCGCCAUGCCAUUCUUUCACCUCUGGGAUAUGAAACUCCACUAUUCAAAGGGCUGAGUGAAGAUAUAGCUUGUCAAGGAGCACCUGCACAUGAGCUGUGGCAAAACCCUGAUGAUAAAAAAACUGCACGAAUAUCUGAGUUUGGAGAAAUGAUUAGAGCAUCUUUUGGGUUUCAAGUAAAUAGAAACCGCAUUGAAAAGCCAGGUUCAGGACACAAUGUCCUUUUUGUUAGACGUGAAGAUUAUUUAGCCCACCCACGCCACGCUGGAAAAGUUGAGUCGCGGCUAAGCAAUGAACAAGAAGUGUUUGAUUCUUUACAGAGUUGGGUAUCUAAUAAUCUGGCAUGUAAAAUAAAUCUUGUUAAUGGAUUGUUUGCACAUAUGUCUAUGAAGGAUCAAGUCCGAGCCAUUCAAGAUGCUUCAGUUAUUAUCGGUGCUCAUGGUGCUGGUCUCACUCACAUAGUAUCUGCUUUGCCGAAAACCGUGAUUCUAGAGAUAGUUGCAAGCCAAUAUAGACGCCCACAUUUUCAACUGAUUGCACGGUGGAAGGGUUUGGAAUAUCAUGCCAUUUAUCUUGAUGGAUCAUAUGCCAAACCUGCUGUUGUUACUGACAAGCUUAGCAGCAUAUUGAAAAAUCUUGGGUGCUGAAUUAUUUUUGGUUUUGCCUGCAAUUGACACAUCCUCUCGUGGAGAGCAGGGAGUUGGAAGUGAUCUAAAUCAUUUUUGUCUUCUCUUUUAUACAGUUAGCUCUGCUGCUGCUGAUUAUGAAAUUUUUCAAUAAAGGAUUGGUGCAGAAAAUCCUCAAACUGGGUCUUAUCGUAUUAAAGAGUUCAAUCAAAUCUUGUCAAACCAAGCAGGUUGGUCAGGAAAUGCCACAGGUAGAUAGAAUCCUGGACCCUUAUCUGAAUUAGCAAAUGUUCUGGGCAUGCUCGGGCAGAUCAGGAUUAAGAAUGGCAGCAGAUGUUAACCUGACAGACUGACCUCACCUGAAGGGCUGGCAAAUUUGAGUAAUUUUUCCAAGAACUAAUUUUAAAUUUAUUCACACUGAUUGCUUAUUGUGAUCGAUUACUGGACACAUUCAAUUUGUUUGCACCAACUGAAUCAUAUAUCGUGUUAACAUAUUGAUAUUCAUUGAAGCCAAAAAUGAGCAUUUUUGCUUUUACAACUACAUCAGUUUUGUUGCUGGCACAGAUUUUUGGCCUUGCAUUGUCUUUGAACUUCUGGAAAUGUAUAUGAUGUUGAUGGAAAGCUACUGCACCCAUUUGGGUUUA
Molecule: messenger RNA, 2304 nt
Organism: Mangifera indica (mango)
Lineage: Eukaryota; Viridiplantae; Streptophyta; Magnoliopsida; Sapindales; Anacardiaceae
Product: beta-1,2-xylosyltransferase-like
Molecular function (GO): glycosyltransferase activity
Source: RefSeq, a predicted model, not a curated record